This is a messenger RNA of Penaeus monodon (black tiger shrimp), 437 nucleotides long. RefSeq lists its product as uncharacterized. The record is from RefSeq and is a predicted model, not a curated record. Lineage: Eukaryota; Metazoa; Arthropoda; Malacostraca; Decapoda; Penaeidae.
GUGUGUGUGUGUAUUCAUGUUUGUGAGUUUGCUUGCUGGCUUUGCACACUUGAUUACGAGCGUAUUUACGCUAAGAAAAGGUGAGGACGAACAGGAUGUCGCUGGCGUAACCUUGAUACCUGGACACAAAACACAAAUCGGCAACUGAACGCAGUUAAAGGCGAGGUUAGAAACCAUAAUGUCAGUGUCUCUCAACGUGUGAAUAAGAAUGGCGGCGACAGAAGCCUUCGGGCAGGUUCUCUUCUCCGCUCUGCUGCUGCUGUCGGCUUCCUCCGUCGGGGGCGUCGUCCUUCUGCCCAACGGAACUCUCGGCUUGACGUCGUGCAGCUGCGUUCCCUCGGACCUGUGCAUUCCCCAUCCGUUCCUGUCGAGUGACGUUGAUUUUCAGUGUCCAAGAGGAGGUGAUGUAUGUUGCGUUCCUGAUAGCAUUGUCAUAG